Messenger RNA from Myripristis murdjan (pinecone soldierfish), 1589 nucleotides. RefSeq lists its product as uncharacterized. The record is from RefSeq and is a predicted model, not a curated record. Bases 63 to 1589 code for a protein of 508 amino acids. The transcript is spliced from 11 exons. Lineage: Eukaryota; Metazoa; Chordata; Actinopteri; Holocentriformes; Holocentridae. Gene Ontology annotation, cellular component: external side of plasma membrane. Gene Ontology annotation, biological process: T cell costimulation; cellular response to lipopolysaccharide; positive regulation of T cell proliferation.
AACAAAAACAGUGUGUCGCAGCUCACUAAAGUGUAGACCCGGGAAGUUGCAGGUGCGGAAAAAUGAACCUUAUUCUGAACUCAGCCCGCAGGAGAGCCGAGGGAAAUGUCUUCAGCGAGUUUGCAGCCUGGAGGAGUCUGGGAGGAGCUGCAGUGGUGGCUGACAGAAAGUCCUGCAUCUUCUCUGUUUCUGGGACUGGAAAGAUUCACUCCAGCAAGAGGGAGAAGAUGAUCUCCAGCCUCCUGCUGCUGCUGGUCCUGACCUCCUCUGUCUGCGGACGAAUUGUUGUGAAUGUGAGCCAGACUUUCUACCAGGCCGUGGAGAACAGCAGCAUCAUGAUGGAGUGGAUCUUCAUGCCCAUCAUUAUCCUCACCAACCUGAACGUCUAUUGUUCAUUUUGGUUGUCCGAUCACAGGACUGCUAAGACUUUAUAUCAUCUACAAGGCGGCGUUGAACACCCAGAGUCUCAAGACCAGCAGUUUGUGGGACGAGCUCGAUGGGACAGGGAGGACCUGGGAAAAGGACUCGUCAGACUCCACCUGUCCAGACUCAGGAUCAACGACUCUGGUAUUUACCGGUGUGAAGUGUUCACUGAAGAUAAUGAUGAUGAUGGGGGUUUCAGUGAGUGCUUGCUCAACGUCACUGCUGCAGACCGCCACCUAGCAGAGGCUCCAGAGGAGAAGGGAGAUGGAGGAUUUGUAAAUCAUGUGCCAGCAGCUGCAGCAGUCCCAGUAAUAGCAGUUGCUGUUGUGGCUUUUGUUGCUCUACCUCUCGUAGCUCUAAAAUCUCUAGCAGCAUCAGCCUGUCACCCAAAAGAAAAACAAGAUCGGCACCAUCAUGGGGAUGACCUGGAGAGCGUUCCUAACUCAGACAGAAAUCAAGAAACUGUGUCGUCCCGAGCUGCUCUCUGUGUGAAUCAAUGCCAAAUGAGUAAUGACAUUCACAAACAAAAAUGCAACGUGUUCAUGUCCUUCCACAGGGAGAAGAUGUUCUCCAGCAUCCUGCUGCUGCUGGUCCUGACCCCCUCUGUCUGCGAAACACUUGUUAUGAGUGUGAGCCAGAUUUCCUACCAAGCCGAGGAGAACAGCAGCAUCACCAUGGAGUGGACCUUCACGCCCAUCAUACCCCUCACCAACCUGAUCGUCUAUUGUUGGUUUUGGUUGCCCGAUCGUAGGACUUCUAAGACUUUAUAUCAUCUACAAGGCGGCGUUGAACACCCAGAGUCUCAAGAUGAGCAGUUUGCAGGACGAGCUCGAUGGGACAGGGAGGACCUGGGAAAAGGACUCGUCAGACUCCACCUGUCCAGACUCAGAAUCAACGACUCCGGCAUUUACCGAUGUGAAGUGUUCACUGAAGGUGAUGGGGGUUUCAGUGAGUUCUUCCUCAACAUCACUGCUGCAGACUGCCACCUAGCAGAGGCUCCAGAGGAGAAAGGAGAUGAAGACUUUGUAAAGCGUGUCGGCACCAUCAGGAAGAUGACCUGGAGAGCGUUUCUAGCUCAGACAGCAAUCAGCAAGGAGAAACUUUGUCAUCCCAAACUGCUUUUGUCUAAGUGUCAGCACACUGAACUGCUGCUGAUGGACGGCUAG